Mesorhabditis spiculigera is the source of this 624-nucleotide messenger RNA. Lineage: Eukaryota; Metazoa; Nematoda; Chromadorea; Rhabditida; Rhabditidae. The record is from the annotation of a GenBank genome assembly.
AUGCGAGUGAUCAUCAUCGCUGCCCUGCUCGCCGUCGUCGCCCACUCCAGGCCGGCCUCAUCCGCGGGCAAUGAGAUGAAGGAUCUGAUGGACCAGCUCAAGUUUGACAUUGAUGAGAUGCUGCCGAAGGAGCUGACUGAGCACUUCUCCUCCGACCUCUCUGACUUCCUGAAGAGCCUGGACUUCAUGGACCUUAUGAGCAUGAUGAUGCUUGCCAAGGAGAAGGAGAACCUGAAGACCCCGGACCAGCUCCUGCAAGCUAUCAAGCGCGCCAACCCCAACACGUACGAGAAGGUGAACAAGCUCGUCGAGGCGUACAAGAAGCGCUACGACGCUCUGACGCCCGGCGCCAAGAAGUUCUUCGAGGGCUCCGAGGGCUCGGGCUCAGGCUCAUUUGUGAAGAUCGAGAUUCUGUCGAAGGUUACGGAGACUGGAGCUUUGGAUGAGAAGGAGCGCCGGCUGAAGAAGGGCCAGGAAGAAUUCAAGAAAUUGGCUGAUGAGGACAAGGAAUCCAUUCAAAAGCAGUUGCCCUUCAUCUACAAGGUUCUCUCCGACCCCGAGUUCAUCGAUAAUCUGAAGCCACUACUCGAGAAGAAGGCGAAGGAGCAGAUGAGCAUGGAAUCA